Didymodactylos carnosus is the source of this 830-nucleotide messenger RNA. NCBI's taxonomy places the organism in Eukaryota, Metazoa, Rotifera, Eurotatoria, Philodinida, Philodinidae. The record is from the annotation of a GenBank genome assembly.
UGGGAAACUGGGAAAAACAGCUAUUGUACAAGAGAGAGAGUGAGAGAGAGAGAGAAGAAUAGAAAUGAAAAAUACCCAUGGGAAAGAGUGAACAGAAAGAGAAAAAUAAUACAUCAUAGAAAAACAGAACAGUGAAUACAUAUAACAAAAGAACAGAAAGGGAAAAUAACCAUCGAGUGAAGAGAACAUGUAUAUUUGAAAGAUGACCAUUGCUGAUAUAAAUUUGGUUUAUACUUCCUAACACAUUAUUAGACGAUAAGAAUUUAUUAAGUGGAGAAUUAUACAAUCAUAUCGCUGAUGUGUGGAUGAGAAUAGAUCGUUUUCAAAUUGCAUUGUCAUGUUAUCAAGAAGCAUUAAAAAUUCUAGAGGAUAAUAUAGAUUAUCAUCAUUUAGCUGAUAUGUAUCGGAAAAUGAAUAAUGUAUAUAAAAAACUCGAUCAUUUUGAUGAAGCCAAUCUUUUUGAAACAUUAGCUAAUGAAAUCGAUCAAGAAUAUGGAUUACCAUUUACUCCAGAUGAUCAGACAUUAAAGAAACAUCAGUAUGAAUUAAAAUAUAAGAAUGAUUUAACAUCUAAUCAACGUGCUCGGCAUUUGUAUUCAAUUGGUUUGUGUUAUAUAAGAAAACGCGAUUAUUCUCAAGCAUUAGAAAAUCUUUCACAAGCAGAACAAUUAUAUAAGACUAAUCGAUCACCCGAUACUCCAUCUUUUAAUACAUUUGCUACACUCUAUGAUAAUCUUGCAUUGGUUUAUUUAUUCCUCAACGAUGAUUUAAAAGCAUUAACCAUGUGGAAGAAAGCGCUUGACAUUCGUGCACAUAUACCUGUCACUUAA